This is a messenger RNA of Neolamprologus brichardi, 504 nucleotides long. Its product is annotated as ubiquitin-like. Gene Ontology annotation, molecular function: protein binding. NCBI's taxonomy places the organism in Eukaryota, Metazoa, Chordata, Actinopteri, Cichliformes, Cichlidae. The record is from RefSeq and is a predicted model, not a curated record.
CGUUAAGCUGUCAGCUCAGCGUUGGAAAGGAGCGCUGCGAAAAUGCUUGUUGUAGUGAAAAUGUUAACUGGAAGGUCAAUAAAUAUCGAAGUGGAGCCAUCUGAUACAAUUGAGAAUUUAAAAGCUAAAAUCCAGGACAAAGAGGGCAUUCCUCCAGAUGUACAGCGGAUUAUUUUUGAUCGACAUCAGCUGGAGGACAAUCGGACUCUCAAGGAUUGUGGAAUUCAACACAGUUUCACCGUACAUUUAGUUUUAAGGCUUAGAGGGGGAGAACAACGUGAACAAGAUGUUGAAGAAAAUGUUGAUGAAAGUAUUGAAAUUCAUGACUAUUCUGAGGAAGACAGUGAGGAAGAUGAGGAAGACAGUGAGGAAGACGAGGAAGACAGUGAGGAAGACGAGGAAGACAGUGAGGAAGACGAGGAAGACAGUGAGGAAGACGAGGAAGACAGUGAGGAAGAUGAGGGAGACAGUGAGGAAGAUGAUGGCACAGGAAGUAAGAAUCCC